CCAUUGCACUGCUUCCUCCCUCUGUCCAACAACUCCCUUCGUCUCUCAGAUGCCCAACCCCACACGUCAUACUACCAUGUCCUCAUCAAAGAGAAAGAACACAGAGGGACCUAAGGUCGGAUUGGAUUAUGCCAAGGCCGAUGUCGAGGCCGGUGUCGAGGGACCAUUCCUUGCCGUCUUUCCUGGAGUCACCCCACCAAAGACGACGCCCUUCAACGUAUACACACCCGACGUUGAGGAUAGUAAGACCAAGAAGAAGAGACGUAUCAUCGAGGCGGACACAGGAAAGGUCGAGUUUGUGGGACAGAACUUUGGAGAGAAUGCUCGUCAGGGGUUCUGCAGAUAUGUAAUUGCAAUUCGCGACAAAGUGACAGACAAGGUCACUUUCAAGGACGCACCCGUCAUUGCUGUUAACCGCACAAUCAAAUCACUGAAGAACGCGAAACUUCACGCAUCAUCCAGCAGGGAUCAGUAUUUCCAAGCCAAGAACACAUUGGGAGAGGCGUUUGGUACCAAAAAGAUCAAGCAGCAGAUCAAGUCUGUGGAACGCAAUGCAGUCAACGUCAGCACGCUGGACAGUGUCGCAGGAAUUCUUCAGGACUCAAUCUCAGCCAGGACCAGUGCUCUUCCUUCCAAAGCCGAGAUCAAGGCCAAGGCCGACGAGGACAGACCUAUUCCUCCCUACGAUCUGGAAGCCACGAAGGUCGAGGAUAUUUACAAACUCGAUACUCUCAUCACACCAGCAGAAUACCAACUUAUUCCUGUCAAAUCGCUUUUGGAGAAAGGCUCUCAGGCCAUCAGUGCUUUGCCAUUCCAGGGAUCGACCUACGUCAAUGAUGCUAUUACGGCAGCGUUAUCUGUCAGCAAAAAGGAUCGUCAUAGGAUUCGCCUCUUCAUGUACAUCAGCUACUUGAUGGCUUUCAGAACCGUCCCUGACAAGAAAUUGGAUGACAAUGAGACGCUCAAGAGAGUCAUGGGCGAUGUACCAAGUUUGAUUCUAGAGAAUUUUUACGACCGGUUUACGGAGACGCCUCAGGGAGGAGAUAAGAAGAGACACACAUUCACACCAAAGUCAAAGGACAAGUUGCUUUGCUGGAUUCUUGCUAUCGCAUUGACACUCGAGAACUUCAACAUGGACGCAGCAGUCAUGACCAGAGAUCUGUCGCUUAAACAGACUAAGAUCAACGAGUUGUACAAGUCGCUGGGCUGCAAGAUUAGCGAGCCGAGCGCGAGCCAGAAGGCUCAGAGUGGACUUGAAGGUGAGGAGGCCAAGCGGUUGAAGCGGGCCAUCCUGACUGUUCCCUUGGCCUUCCCUCUGCCCAAGCGUGGACCCAGGGCUAAGUAGGUGACAAAGUUGCCAGCUUUUAUUGCACCAAUAAUCCACUUUGCAUACUCAUCCGAAAUAAAUCAGAUAACC
Messenger RNA from Gamsiella multidivaricata, 1417 nucleotides. RefSeq names its product RNA polymerase I associated factor, A49-like protein. NCBI's taxonomy places the organism in Eukaryota, Fungi, Mortierellomycota, Mortierellomycetes, Mortierellales, Mortierellaceae. Gene Ontology annotation, cellular component: RNA polymerase I complex. The record is from RefSeq and is a predicted model, not a curated record. Bases 50 to 1345 code for a protein of 431 amino acids. Gene Ontology annotation, biological process: nucleolar large rRNA transcription by RNA polymerase I; RNA polymerase I preinitiation complex assembly; transcription elongation by RNA polymerase I. Gene Ontology annotation, molecular function: DNA binding. The transcript has 7 exons.